Molecule: messenger RNA, 1632 nt
Organism: Hippocampus zosterae (dwarf seahorse)
Lineage: Eukaryota; Metazoa; Chordata; Actinopteri; Syngnathiformes; Syngnathidae
Gene: rflna
Product: refilin A
Exons: 4
Coding region: 352-1020 (222 amino acids)
Biological process (GO): actin filament bundle organization; negative regulation of chondrocyte development; skeletal system morphogenesis
Cellular component (GO): actin filament bundle
Molecular function (GO): filamin binding
Source: RefSeq, a predicted model, not a curated record
CAUGCCCGUGCCGCGCGCGCCCGCACCCACGGUGACGCGCACUCCUCUAGCGGAGUGUGAGCGGUGACGAGCCGCACAGAGGAGCUUUCCUCCAGACCUGCGUCAGACGCACGUCUACUUUGUGAUUUUGUGUCGAACGAUACGUCUGACAUUUCCUUAAAUGUCGACGUAAUUUUUGCACGGUUGAGCAUUUUAGCGGACGGCUUUCUUGACUACUAAGCGCUGCAGGAGUCCCCCUUGGAAGAAACUGGCCGCGGAUUAGUACAUUUCGACGAGACAAGGAGGGGAAUAACUUUUUUCCCCCCUUAAGUGCGACUUUGCGUCUUUUCUCGCCUGCAAUCGUCCCCAGAAAUGGUGGGGCAGCUCCACUUGCAAGCGAUGGAUGAAAGUCUCAAAGGAAAGAACCGGGAAGGGCUGCUUGACAGCCCGGACUCGGGGCUGCCUCCCAGCCCCAGUCCGCCCUUCUGCUCCCUCUCUCCCACUCUCAUCGAGCCGCGCUCCGGCAGCUGCACGACACCCGUGGAGAGCAAGCAGCAAGCGGCCUGGAAGAAGGACGCCAAUCGGGAGGGCAAACUGCUGCCUUACCUGCUGCUCAACAACACAGGAACAGACCCCAGGACUCGCAUGUAUCCUGUCUUCUAUGGGGAGAGCAUCGAGGUUGACCCAAAGCCAGAGAAACAAGUCAAGUGCACUUCAGCGGUCCGGUACGAUUCGGACAAGCAUUACCAAGACCAAGUGUACUGCAUCACCGUCCCCACGGCGACUUCGUACAGCGAAACGGUGGUGGCGGUGCCCAACUGCACCUGGAGGAGCUACAAAUCCCAAGUGUACCUGGAGCCGCGGCAGAAGCCCAUCAACUACCAGAGCACCACCAUCGUGUACCCCAAACACGCCAAGAACAUUUACCGCACCACGCUCACCUACAAGGCUGCGGCUGCACGUCGCUGGUUCGUCUCCAGAGUGCGGCUGGAGUCCAGCGACGAUUCAAGUCCCUGUAUCAUCUACACAGAGGACUUGUAAGCCCGCACACGAGCUAGUUGUUGUUUUUUGUUAAUUAUUAUUUUUUUAGGACUUGAGGACAACAGAUAGAGGGGCAACACAAGAUAACGGAAAGCUUCACCCUAUUUUUUUGUUCAUCUCGUCUCACCCCGGAGGAAAUCUUUCAACUUUGUACUGGCGCCCUUUUUAAAAAGGCUCCCGUUGUACCUCAUUGGCUUGAUGUCUUACUAUCUAAAGAAAACUAGAGCUGACAAAAAAAAAACUGCGCUCCUGCAGGAUGGACCUCAAUGAAAAGAAUCUUUCGAGUGUGGAGAAAAAAUUCACAAUGAAGAGCUGAGGAUUGAAUCAUGCAAGAUGGUGCAGCCUUUCAAAUUACAGCUCCAUUGCACUUGUUCCUGGAUAUGAAAAGCAUCGUGUGUGUGUGUGUGUGUGAGUGUGCGCGCACGCGUGUGCGUGUGUGUUUGAACUAUUGGACCAAAGUCAGUCAACAGCCACACAAGCUGCACAUGGGUUUACCACACCAUUUCCUCACUGUAUUUAUAACUGACUCAAUUGUACCACGGCAACCUAUUUAUUCACUUCCAAUUAUACACUGGAGUAUUAGUGCCACAAUGCAAAAGUAAAAAAAACACA